Molecule: messenger RNA, 1047 nt
Organism: Penicillium samsonianum
Lineage: Eukaryota; Fungi; Ascomycota; Eurotiomycetes; Eurotiales; Aspergillaceae
Product: D-mandelate dehydrogenase-like dehydrogenase
Exons: 2
Coding region: 1-1047 (348 amino acids)
Cellular component (GO): cytosol
Molecular function (GO): hydroxypyruvate reductase [NAD(P)H] activity; NAD binding; glyoxylate reductase (NADPH) activity
Source: RefSeq, a predicted model, not a curated record
AUGGCAAAACCAAUUGUCCUCCAACUCGGCGAUGAUAUCCGCUGGAAUCAUGACCAACACAGCAAGUUCCAGGAUGUCUUCGAGAUCCGCCGGUCCUACAGUAUGUCUCGGCCGGAGUUUAUCCGAGCCCUGAAAGACCGUCAAUUCGGCGAUUUCUUUGCCAUUUACCGCCCAUUUUGGAAUACCGGAGGAGAGAUGGGAAACUGGGAUGAGGAGCUUAUCUCGCUACUGCCAGAUUCCUGCAAGGUAUAUGCCAGUGCCGGUGCUGGAUUUGAUUGGGUUGAUACUGCAGCUUUGGCAAAGAAGGGAGUUAUUUACUGCAAUGCUGCAGCAGCAUGCACAGAAUCCGUCGCCGACGCCGCAAUCUGGCUCAUAAUCUCAACAUUCCGCCUAUUCUCUUGGUCACACAUUGCCGCACGUGCCCUUGAUGCCGAUGCAUUUGUUGAUGCAAACCGCAAUCUGGCAAUGGUAUCACACAACCCCAACGGGCACACACUUGGAAUCAUUGGAUUUGGCCAGAUUGGACGGCGCACUGCCGAGAAAGCCUUUUUAGCCAUGAACAUGAAGAUUCACUAUCAUGACAUCGUGCAGAUGCCCGCACACCUGGAAGCCGUCUCGAAGGCAACAUACCACAAAAGCAUGGACAGCCUUCUCGCUGUUUCAGACUGCGUGAUGGUUGCUACGCCGUUUAGCGGGGAGACACUUCUCAAUGCAUCUCUACUGGCAAAGAUGAAGACCGGCUCGCGACUCAUUAACAUCGCUCGUGGCAAGUUGCUUGACGAGAAUGCCCUUGUUGAUGCUCUGAAGAGUGGUAAGCUCGCUGCUGCUGGGUUGGAUGUGCACUACGAUGAGCCACGUGUUAGCCCUGAGCUUGCAGGUAUGAAGAACGUUGAGAUGAUGGCACACAAUGCGGGUGCUUCGGUGGACUCACAUAUCGGUUUUGAGAGGUUGGGUAUGGAGAAUAUUCUUUCUUUUUAUCAGACUGGAAAGGCUGUCACUCCCGUUAAUGCACACCUAGUCGCUAAAGCGACAGGGUCAAAGCUAUAG